Molecule: messenger RNA, 1240 nt
Organism: Nanorana parkeri
Lineage: Eukaryota; Metazoa; Chordata; Amphibia; Anura; Dicroglossidae
Gene: TLCD3A
Product: family with sequence similarity 57 member A
Exons: 5
Coding region: 101-889 (262 amino acids)
Biological process (GO): lipid homeostasis
Cellular component (GO): endoplasmic reticulum; membrane
Source: RefSeq, a predicted model, not a curated record
UUUGAGGACGAGUGACGUGGGUGUGGGCGGGCUGCGGUGUUGGCAAUGGCAGGCGGCUCCCGGACUUGGGCAUCAGCCGAGGUGUUAGUUAGCGGGCACGAUGUGGCAUGUACUGGCUGCUGGAUCUCUCUUCUUCCCGGGGCUCUAUCUAUUGUGUAGUCGCUGUGCCCGCUUGGCCCUGCCGGGAUGGUCGGAGGCGGAUUGCUCGCUCAUCAGCGCCAGAAUAGUCUCCUCUGUCCAAGGGGUUCUUGCUGCUGUCUCUGGCAUCAUUGUUAUUACAUCCUGCAAAGAUGUGAAAUUUGACAGGCAUUGGCUGGCUACAUCUUAUAUUUGGUUCAUAAUCCCAUACAUGGUGUAUGAUACUUACGCAAUGUAUCUUCGUCACUGGUACAAAUGUAGAGACAAAAGCACGUCAAAUGGGAAAGAUCACUUUUCUGCCGCAAUAAACAGCUUACUACGGAAAGAUUUCCUCUUGCUGGUUCAUCACACAGCCAUCUUGACUAUCCUUAUUCCUAUAGGACUGUUUUUAAGAAGAAACAUUGGAGAUUUCUUUGUUGGCUGCCUGUUUGUGGCAGAAAUGAGUACUCCAUUUGUAGCACUCGCAAAAGUUUUAAUACAGAUGAAUUUGCAGAACUCCUUCAUGCAUAAAGUAAAUGGCGCACUUGUGCUCCUAACGUUUUUAAUCUGCCGCAUCCUGCUUUUUCCUUUUAUGUACAAUGCCUACGGGAAGCAGUUUGGGAUUCCAUUGUAUAAAGUACCUUUCAAAAUUCCUCUGCACUGUAACAUUAUAAAUGCCACCAUUAUGGCUCCACAGAUAUACUGGUUUUGGCUCAUUUGCAGAAAAGCCUUAAGACUGUAUACCAAUCCUAGCUCCAGCAAAGAGAGAUAACAUUUACAUGUAUGACAAUGUCAUGCCACAUAGCAGUCUUUUUAUUUGGCAAGUCAGGUCGCUUUUAAGGGAUUGGACUGACGGUACUGCAAACAACUGCGUCAAACUGGUCCAGACAGGCCACACAGACUACUUGAUAUGUAUAAAAACAAUCAUGGAAAUUUGUUACAAACCUAUAAGCUAAUGCAAACACUAUUUUGUCCGAUUUUAAAAAAGGAGGUUUUGUAAGUAACAACGGGGAUUUCUACAUCAGUAUUGCACUAUUAUUUUUAUAGCUAAAUUGCCAAGUGUUUGAGUUGUAACUGUUUAUUAUAAUUGCAGAGAGUAAAUGAUUAGAAGUAAAUUAGAGAG